ACUUAUCCGGGACGUGCAAUCUCGUGAUUUUGAUGGAACGACAAGAAACGCGGAGCUAAACGAGGGUCAUAGACGGUUUUCUCACUGGUUCUUGCGAAAGUUUGCUCCACGUGUUGAUAGCAAUGGAUGGUAGCGUGUGGGUGUUCAUAGUCGUCAUCCCUCUUCUUGUGCUCGUAUCUUCUCUUCUCUUUCUCUUUCGCGGCUUAAUCGGCGAAGAUUCAUCUGCUAAUGUCAAACAUCAAAGGGAGGAGAAUUCGCAAGAAAAACCGAAGAGGAAAAAGAAGCAGAAAGGCACCACGCCCACCCCAACUCCAGACGCCGCUCGAAUUUCCAUGAACGAGAAGCGAGUUGCGACGUCAGACGGUCAACAGAAGGGUGAUAAGAAGGAGGCCAAUGUAAAGGAGCAAGUAGGAAGUGGAGAGAAGAGUAAAAGUGGAGAGAAGAAGAAGAAAAAAGCGAAGAACAAAGAGAAACGAGAAGAGACGUUGGGAACUACCACACAGGAUGCGGUGGCUGUGACUGAAGAAGAGCAAGCACCCGGUGAAUGGAAAGAGACAGUUAGUCGAAAAACGAAACGCGAGAGAAAGGUGCAACUCCAGAAAGAACAGCAGCCAGCUGUCAAGGAGGAAACUGCUCCAGUUGCUGCUCCAGUUGCUGCUCCAGUUGACAUAAUCACUGACAAGAAACCGGACGAGAUCUCGGAUGAACUAUUGAAAGCUGCAGCCACAGACGAUCUUGUUGGUUCAACGAGGGAAUCAUCUGGCAGGGCUAGUGCAGGAGCGUCCAGUAACUCCAAUCCAGAUUUAUCAGAUUUUGUACACAUUGAGAUGAGAUCGGGUGAGGCGUGUGAGAUGAGCCCGGAGGUGGUUGAUUCUUCAAGUGACAAGAAGAAACCAGAGGAAACAAAACCAACUGGAAGUUCUGUAAACACAGUAGCUGGUCAAGAUGCUACAGAUUCUAUUAGAGAAGGUUCAGCUGGAGCCACAGCUAAGCCUCAAAGGCAGAAAAAGAGACGAAAACGUAAAAGUCGUCCAGUAGGAGGUGGCGACGAAGAGGACGAUGAGGGAGAAUGGGAAGUUGUUUGACACUUUCUAUAGUUGCUCAUUUCAAAUGAAUUAUUUGAGAGUCACAUACUUGCUGGGUUGCAACAAGACAAUAUAGAGUGUUUCACUUUGUGCCCACUGUA
This is a messenger RNA of Corticium candelabrum, 1186 nucleotides long. RefSeq lists its product as uncharacterized. NCBI's taxonomy places the organism in Eukaryota, Metazoa, Porifera, Homoscleromorpha, Homosclerophorida, Plakinidae. Bases 123 to 1085 code for a protein of 320 amino acids. The record is from RefSeq and is a predicted model, not a curated record. The transcript is spliced from 3 exons.